This is a messenger RNA of Prorocentrum cordatum, 3443 nucleotides long. The record is from the annotation of a GenBank genome assembly. Lineage: Eukaryota; Dinophyceae; Prorocentrales; Prorocentraceae.
GCGCUGGGCCGGGCUUCGGUUUAGCCGGCCGCAGUCACGCCGGCUACCAGGAGGUGCCAGUCUUCCUCCACGGCGGCGACGGCGGCUACGCCAGGCUGCCCGAGCUGAAGGGCCAGGGCGCGUGCGGCGCCUGCCCGCGCUUCGCGGCCUGCGGCGCGCUGCUGGUCUGCUGCCUGCUCUUCCUCUGCCCCGUCGGCUGGCUGGCGGCGCUCGACCAGGGCGCCGCGGCGGAGGACCCCGCGGGGGCCCUGGUGGCGGCCGCGGCGGAGCUGGAGGCGGGCGCCUCGCCCGCCCAGGCCGGCGCCGCGCCCGCCGCCGUGAGCGCCCUUGCGGCCUCGACCACGAGUCCGCCGUACGACUGCUACAGCGGGGAGUACGCCUGGGACCGGGGCUGGUCGCCGGAGAGGCUGAAGUGGUGCUGCGAGACGCUCGGCGAGGGCUGCGACAUCAAGGAGCUGGCCGAGGAGGGCCUGCAGAGCGAUUCAGUGGCCUCUCAGCUCUGGGGCCUAGGUGCAGCCAUGGCCGAGGCCAGCACCACGAGCACUUCUAGACUCAGUGGGCUCACGGGCUCGCGCAAGAAGACCCAGCUGGAAGUGCUGCAGCACCUGGUGACCAAGCACAUUACGGACCCGUCCCUCAUAAACCUGGCGAAUGCGAGCGACUUUGGGAUCACGUCCACUGAGCGUGGCAUCUCCCGCUACGAGAACACCCACCUGGUGGCAGCGUUGGACACGCUGUUAGCCUACCAGCGCGACCGGCGUGCCAAGGCGCUCGGCGGUCUCGCCAUCAUGAGGAGGUCGUACACACACGACCCCCGGACACGAUUGAUAGAGCUCCUGAAGCGGUGGUUGCGGGCCAGCGCACCGAACAAGGACGUUCUGGAAGAGGAAGUGCACAGAAUGUGCAUGCUUUGUCGUGACAUCCUCAAUCACCCAAACCUGUUCCCGUCUCGCAACACUAGAAGCUUCAUGCAGACGCUCGCGGAGGUCUACCAGCACCUGCAGGUCCAGCUGCGGGAAGUGCUGGAGAGAGACCGCACGUGCGCGGAGCUGGCAGUGCGGUGCCUCUCCCUGAGCAGGAACCUCAUCGCCGACGCCAUCAUCUUCCUGCUGGUGGCCACCACUGACCUGGGGAAGACGGACAAGCUGCCGUCGGUGGAGGUGGUCGCGCUGUGGCAGUCCCUGCCCAGCGAGACGAACCCGCUGCCGAGCCGCGCCGAUGUGGCGCUGCAGAAGCUCAUGAAGGAGGGCUGGCAGACCACGUGCGGUGCGGUGGUGGCCCGACUGCUGAGCAUGCCGUCCACCUUUCGCGUCUUCGACUCCGCGGGGGCCGAGGCUGAGGCCCAGGCCUCGAGCGGCUUCACGGCCGCGGGCGGCGCCACGGGCUCGACCAGUCAGCCGGCGACGGCGGCGGAGACGGCGCUGGUGUCCGCAAUCGCGGCGGACAGCGUGACCACUUUCUUCGCGGAGGUCCGGCAGGAGCUGGAAAGGGACGCGCUCAAGGCGAACUCCGGCUUCGCGGGGCCCUUCCGGGAGGCCCGGCUAAAGAAGUUCCGGCUGACGUUCGUGGACGCAGCGGAGACCGUGUUCCACCUGGUCUACCUUCUGGGCGAAGUGCUCGUGCACUUCCAGAGGAUCAGCGACGGAAUGGGCGAUUACGGCAUGAUCCGGGUGGCUCCGUGGCUCCACCCGUUCUUGGACGCGAUCGUGGAUAAGGUCCUCGGGCUGAAGGGGCACCUCGCCACGCUCAACGCGGGCAUGGACACCGAGCUGGUGUUGGCGAAGGCGCGAGGCCAGAAGGUGAAGAAGCCCAUCCCGACAGAGAUCCAGCUCAGCCGAGCGCACGGUGCCAUCGAGCGCGCCGUCACGGCACGGGAGAGCCACUCGGCGCUGCUGGCGAAGGCCAUCGAGGACCUGCGCUCGCGCUCGGCGCCGGAGCGCCUGCCGCACAUGGUCGAGGGGAUACACGACGCCUGCAUGCAGCUGGAGCACGUGUUCGCCUCCCCGCAGUUCCGCGAGUGCGUCGGCGACGCCUUCCCCGACCUGCCGGCCCUGACCGAGAUGGCGGCGGCGCGGACGCAGCCCACGCUCUUCGACGCCGACGACGGCCUCGCGCUGGCGGGGGAGGCCUUCGAGGGCAGCGACGACGAGGAGGACAAGCAGAGGGAGCGGUCCUGGCUGUCCUCCUCCGCGAGCGGGCGCAGGCAGAGUACGGGCUCGGGCGAGGGCAGCAGCUGGCGCCACCGCGAGAGCUCGCUGCGGCGGCGCGCCUACGACACGGUCGUGCAGGGGCUGGGCUGCAGCGCCCCUGGAGCUAGCCAGAGCCAGGAGGUGACGCUAGCUGGCAGGUUCCCUCCAGAGGACACCGGCCUCCCACCUGACGGCUGGGUCUGCCGCCAUGGCCCCGGAGGCCGUAUCAUGUGGCACCACACGUCGCUGGGCCCGGCGCCGUGGGAGUUGGAGCAGACCGAGGCCAGCGCCACGCCUUCCGCCGUCAGCCCUCGCUCCGUGGCCUCCGGGCCCUCGCCCUUCAAGCCGCCACGUCCGCAGGCCGCGGCCUCGCCCUUUGCGCCCGCUUCGCGGGAGCGGCCGGCGCCGGUGCAGUGGCUGGACCUGGACGAGCGCGAGUCGCCCCGGUCGCAGAACACCGCGCCGCCACAGCCGCAGCUGGACAGGGAGGACACGGACGCGCAGCAGUGGGUCCCAGCGCCUGCUGCGGCGCGCCCAGCGGCGGCGGCGGCCAGCGCCGCCUCCUCUCCCGCGCCGUCGCAUUGCACCAGCCCGAGCCUGCCUCAGUCGGGUUGGUCGGGUGCGCCACCCUCGCCGCCGUGCCUCUCGUCACCGACCAGCCUCACUGCGGAAGUCUAUAGGCUCGCCCGCGGGUCGGGGGGCAUCUCGCAGCGCCACGACCGUCGAAGACUGAUCCUGGAGGGCUGCAAGUUGCAUGUCUGCGAGCCUGGCUCGGUGGACCAAGUGAAGUUUUCUCUGGACCUCGCCAGCGAGAUGAGCGAGGCACCCAUGGCGCGCCCAGCGGUCCUCUGCGCCGCCGCGCUGGCGGCCCUGGCACUGUGCGGCGGAUCGGGCUUCGUCUCCGGCCCCGCCGCGCAGCAGCCGCGAGAGGCCAGAGUUUCGGCGAGCGUCCUACGCAACAACCAGUUCGAGGACAUGACUGCCUACGACGCACCGAGGCGCAAGCCGAACUUCAACGGCAUCCGCACUGGGCUCAGUGACCUCCUGAAGCCCCUCAACAGCGAGUACGGCGUGACCGCCAAGGAGGACAGCCCCGCCACGUACGUGGUGCUGGUGUUCGCGAUUGUCAUGCUGUUCCUGUUCUACACGCUGCUGCUGCUGAUCAACAACCAGUCCGUGCUGCUCCCGCCCGAGGACGAGUUCGACGAGUACGUGGCCAACUUCCUGCCCUACUUCUUCUUCGGGGAGCGGUGA